AUUUAGAAUCUAAAAAAAUCGAAGAAGAAAAAGAUAAAGAAGGAAAUACUAUUAAAAUAGCAGAACAAAUAGCAGUAUCAUAUAGAUAUACAAUACAUUGUUCAGAUGGAAUAACACAAAAGCUA
Molecule: messenger RNA, 125 nt
Organism: Racocetra persica
Lineage: Eukaryota; Fungi; Glomeromycota; Glomeromycetes; Diversisporales; Gigasporaceae
Source: the annotation of a GenBank genome assembly